CAUCAUCGUUUCUCCAUCGCCAGCCCCGCGCCGCCGUCAUCUGCCCAGACCACAACACCAUCAUCUUUUCUUCCUCGCCAGCCCCGCGCCGCCAUCAUCGACCGAGAAGCUCCAGCCGAAUCCGCCGUUUACCAGAGAAUUGAAUUUUUGUCAAAAAUGGAAUGACAAAUAAACUGCCCAUAAGGUUGAGUUGAAACUUGAGAGUCGACUCUCAGGAUUGGAACAAGCGACGGCAGGCAUGGCAAUCCUCGCGUUGCCGAUGGUGAUUUCCUUCCUUAAGCCUCAGGCAUGCAGCCUCUCCCUAUUCCGCUCGGUCAUUGGCGUAAACCCCAGUCGCUUUCGAGUCACUCGGCGCCAUUUCAGAAGAACGACGGUUUCCGCGAUAAGCAACUCUGCCUUUCAGCAGCAGCAUCAGCACUCCUCGACCGAGCCGAACAGUGAGCCGCCUCGGAAACCCUUAGCCCUCACUUUCAGCAAGCUAUUCAGCGGCUCCAGGAUUAUUGGGCUUCAGUUGGUUGUGCGGUGAUGCAAUGUAGUAACACCGAGGUUGGUGCUGGGACUAUGAAUCCUCUCACUUUCUUGAGGGUCCUCGGUCCUGAGCCAUGGAAUGUGGCUUACGUAGAGCCAAGCGUUCGACCUGAUGAUAGUCGUUAUGGAGAAAAUCCUAAUAGGCUUCAGCGCCAUACACAAUUUCAGGUUAUAUUGAAGCCUGAUCCUGGAAAUUCGCAAGAUCUUUUCAUUCGCAGUCUCUCAGCUUUAGGCAUCAACAUUAGUGACCAUGAUAUACGGUUUGUGGAGGACAACUGGGAGAGCCCGGUACUUGGUGCUUGGGGAUUGGGCUGGGAAAUCUGGAUGGAUGGGAUGGAAAUCACUCAAUUCACUUACUUUCAGCAGGCUGGAAGUCUUCAGUUGUCACCAGUAUCUGUUGAGAUAACUUAUGGCCUUGAGCGCAUCCUCAUGUUGCUUCAGGGAGUUGAUCAUUUUAAGAAGAUACAAUAUGCUGAUGGCAUUACCUAUGGAGAGUUGUUUUCUGAAAAUGAGAAGGAAAUGAGUGCGUAUUACUUGGAACAUGCCAGUGUUCAUCAGCUUCAUAAUCACUUUGAUCUUUUUGAGGCAGAAGCUCGUUCUCUGCUUGCUUUAGGCUUGGCCAUUCCCGCGUAUGAUCAGCUUCUGAAGACAUCUCACACAUUCAAUAUUUUGGACUCUAGAGGAUUUGUUGGUGUGACUGAGCGUGCUCGUUAUUUUGGUCGAAUGCGUAGUUUAGCUCGCCAGUGUGCUCAACUUUGGUCGACAACCAGGGAGUCACUGGGCUAUCCGUUGGGUACUGUUUCUGAACCUGCUCAUUCUACCUCUACUCAACAGUUUUUGGAGGCAGAGACCAAGACGGUUCUUGAUGACACAAGGUCAUUUGUACUCGAAAUUGGGACUGAAGAGUUGCCUCCUCUUGAUGUUAUUUAUGGCGGCGAGCAGCUUGAAGGUUUACUACUUCAAUUGCUAGAUAAACAGAGAUUGGGCCAUGGGAAAAUUCAAGCAUUUGGCACUCCUCGCAGAUUGGUGAUAUUUGUGGAGAACCUUAGCACUAAGCAAUCCGAAAGGGAGAUUGAGGUUCGGGGUCCCCCGUUUCAAAGGCUUUUGAUGGGCAGGGAAAACCUACGAAGGCCGCUGAGGGUUUUUGCCGUAGAUACAAUGUGUCUCUGGACUCACUAUUUAGAAAGGUUGAUGGGAAAACAGAGUAUGUUCAUAUCCAUGUGAAGGAAGCUGCACGACUGACAUCAGAGAUCUUAUCUGAAGAGUUGCCUGGUAUUAUCAGUAAAUUAUCAUUCCCAAAGUCCAUGCGUUGGAACUCUCAGGUUAUGUUCAGCCGGCCCGUUCGUUGGAUUAUGGCCUUGCAUGGAGACAUUCUGGUUCCUUUCACAUUUGCUGGAGUUUUAAGUGGAAAGCUAUCAUAUGGCCUUCGCAAUACCGCUUCAGCUAUAAUUCAGGUUUUAAGUGCUGAAUCCUAUGCAAGCGCGUUGAUGACUGCUGGAAUUAAUAUUGCAAUAAAGGGUCGAAAGCAAAGCAUUUUGGAGCAGUCUAAUAUGUUGGCAAAAAGUGUCAAUGGUCAUAUCUUUGUGCAGGAAAAUUUACUCAGCGAGGUAGUAAAUCUUGUUGAGGCACCAGUAGCGGUGCUUGGAAAGUUUAAAGAGUCAUUCUUGGAGCUCCCAGACGAUCUUUUGAAAAUGGUCAUGCAGAAGCACCAGAAGUAUUUUGCAAUCAUUGAUGACAGUGGAAAGCUACUUCCAUACUUUAUAGCAGUCGCAAAUGGGCCAAUAAACGAGCUGGUGGUUAGAGAAGGGAAUGAAGCUGUGCUUAGAGCACGGUAUGAAGAUGCUAAAUUUUUCUAUGGGAUGGAUACUCGAAGGAAAUUCUCAGAGUUUCAAAGUCAGCUGAAAGGGAUACUUUUUCAUGUAAGUUGUCUGUGCCUAUCUUACAAUACCUGCAAUUUUUCAGGAGACGUCUGCAGAUGGCAGCCAGUUAUAAGAAAUGGAAAGCUGAGUUCUUCACUUACAUUUUGUAAGCUCAUAGUUUUCUAGCUAGAUUGUAGUCAAAAUGGCACGCCAUAGAAUGCUUUCCACUUUGACAUGCAAGCAGUGUGCUAUUUUUUUACGGAGGUCUGGGAUUCAUUAUGAUGGCUGACCAGUUGGUAACUGCUUGAGAAGUUUCUAUGAGAGAUCGUUCCAUCUCUGAUGGAAGUUGUACUCAUCUCUUCACACUUAAUAAAUCAGAGAAGCUUGGAACAAUGCUUGACAAGGUGGUACGCUUGCAAAAUCUUGUUGAAAACUUGGGUUUGGAGUUGGGUAUCGCGGAAGAUACGCUUCAAAUUGUGAAGGAUGCUGCGUCACUAGCAAUGUCAGACCUUGCUACUGCAGUAGUAACGGAAUUCACUGGCCUUUCCGGAAUAAUGGCACGUCACUAUGCUCUAAGGGAUGGAUACUCAGAGCAGGCAAUUAUCGGCCUCUUGGCUGAGCUCUUCUAUUUUUUACGUUACCUUGCAGAUUGGACAGCCUUGUGGGUUUAUUUGGCUGCUGGAUGCCAGCCUAGUUCUACUAAUGACCAGUUUGGCCUGAGAAGAAUCUCGUAUGGUCUGGUUCAAAUAUUAGUAGAAAGGGAGAAAAAUUUGGAUUUGCUUCAUGCUAUAAAACUUGCUGCUGCUUUGCAACCAAUACACGUGGAUGCUCAAAUAAUAGCACAUGCAUUUGUUACUCGAAGACUAGAGCAAUUUUUGGUUGACAAGGGAAUAAGUCCUGAAUUCGUCCGUUCAGUACUGGCUGAGCGUGGGAACUCUCCUUAUGUCGCUGCAAAAACAGCAUUCAAAGUGAUAGAUUACGGAGUAAAUAAUUAUUUUCCCCCCCAGAUGCGAGCGUUGUCAGAAGAUCAUCUUUUUCCUAAGGUGGUUGAAGUGUAUUCUCGUCCAACAAGAAUAGUGCGAGGAAAGGAUUAUGAUUCGAGUUAUGAGGUGGAUGAAACGAAGUUCGAGACAAAUGAAGAGAGAGGCUUGUGGAAUGCUCUCUUGUCGACGAGAAGCAAAUUCACCCUGGUACUCUUGCCGCAUUUCAGAACUUGUAUCGAGGUUGAUGAAUUUAUUGAAAUUUCUGCGGAGCUGUUACAGCCACUUGAGGAUUUCUUCAAUAAUGUCUUCGUCAUGGUGGAAGAUGAAAGCAUACGAAAAAACAGGCUUGCUCUACUUAAGAGAAUCGCGGACCUUCCAAGAGGCAUAGCAGACCUCUCAGUCUUGCCCGGGUUUUAGUGCAACUUCUUUCAAAAUGAACUACAUUACUUCUGACCUUACAAAAAGAAAAAGAACUGCAUUACUUCAGCCAAGAAUGGAAGUUUCUAGGAGAGGGGAAAAGAUGGAGAGAUCUGUAUAAAGAGUCGAGAGUUUUAUCGAACCAUUGGCUGAUUCUAGAGCUACAGUAGAGCAAUUCGGUGUAUCAUGUAUACUAUUAUGUACAACUAUUCUUAACGUUGAUCUUUCAUUGCAUAGUAUUGUACAUAUCAGUGGGUGGUCGGGUUGACGGGCUCUUAAUGUGCAGCUUUUGUGAUCAAGCUUCAUGGACCAUGACCACUCCCUCGAGGUAUGCAAAGGGUUUAAGUGGAAAAUGGGGUUAAUUGCAUCGGUUGUCACUUAAGUUUACGUUCUGUUGCACGGUGACCAUAUAAGUGUGUUUUGUUGCACAUAAAUCAUUUACGUCGAAUAAUAGUUGCAACGUUAACAUUUCCGUCAAUAGAAUGAAUAGUAGGUACCUAAAAUUAAUUUUCCCCGCCAUGUCAACAGUACACGUCAUCGCCUGACUGAGUCAGAUCGGGCCCACUAUAUAAAUGGGCCUCUUACUUGCAUCGUUGACCCCUUUUUCGAAUUCCAAAUCACG
Linum tenue is the source of this 4409-nucleotide messenger RNA. Lineage: Eukaryota; Viridiplantae; Streptophyta; Magnoliopsida; Malpighiales; Linaceae. The record is from the annotation of a GenBank genome assembly.